CCCGGGCUCCUCAGUGGCCGCCGGAGGAGGAAGUUCCGCUCCUGACAGAGCCGCGCGGUAGCGACAGCGGCGACGCGGCGGCGGCCGGGAGGGCGCUGGGGCUCGGGACGCGGAUGCCCUGCGCGCCAGCCGUCCGGUGGGCAGUGUCGAGCCCUCCCCGGAGCCGGGGCCGUGUCGGGCGGCGCGGGCGUCCGAGACCUGCUGCCGGUCCGCCCGGCGCGGUGGGAGACCGCCCUCCCUGUCGGCCGACUUCCGAGGAGACCCUGGUUUUUCCCGCCGCCGAGGGUGAGAGACCGCGGGACCCGAGCCUCCGAGGCGGCGAAGGGAACCUUCCCUGACUGACUCCGCGGAUCGGGCCGGGCGGCCUUCGGGGGCGCGAGACCCCCUCGGAGCACCCCGGGGCGCCGGCAUGGAAGAAGCCGCCGGGCGUCCCCGCUGCGGCGCUGCCCGCCUGGCCCAGCCCCGGGCAUGAGGAGGAGGCUGGCGAGAGCCCCGCACCCCCCGGCGAAGGCGCUGUCAGCGGGCGUGAGCCGCCAGUCGCGGGGCCACACGUGUGUCAGUGUCCCGGGCCCGCGCGGGGAGGCGCCCUGUGGAGGGAGCGCCGCCGUCCUGGCCGAGGAGAGCAGCUGCGUUCCCCCGUCGCUGCCCGGGCGUGGAAGGGGGUCCCAUGUGUCGCGCAUUGGCCGGGAGAGGAGGACUGGAUAACGCGUUUCGUGCGAGAGCGUGAAGGAUGACCGCCCCCGCGCUGCUGCCCCUGUCCGGACGGAGGAUCCCGCCCCUGAACCUGGGGCCGCCCUCCUUCCCGCACCACCGGGCCACCUUGAGACUUUCCGAGAAGUUUAUCCUCCUGCUCAUCCUCAGUGCCUUCAUCACCCUGUGUUUUGGGGCAUUCUUCUUCCUUCCAGACUCUUCGAAACACAAACGCUUUGAUCUGGGUUUGGAAGAUGUGCUGAUUCCGCACGUCGAUGCCCACAAAGGGGCGAAGAACCCCGGAGGCUUCCUGAUUCACGGGCCCGAUGAGCACCGACACAGGGAAGAAGAGGAACGUUUGAGGAAUAAAAUUCGAGCCGAUCAUGAGAAGGCCCUGGAAGAAGCAAAAGAAAAAUUAAAAAAGUCGAGAGAGGAAAUACGAGCAGAAAUUCAGACAGAGAAAAAUAAGGUAGUCCAAGAAAUGAAGAUUAAAGAGAAAAAGCCACUACCACCAGUCCCUAUACCAAACCUUUCAGGAAUAAAUGGUGGAGAUCCAGAAGAUGAUGACAUAAGAAAGAAAAGGGAAAAAAUUAAAGAGAUGAUGAAACAUGCCUGGGAUAAUUAUAGGAUAUAUGGAUGGGGACAUAAUGAACUCAGACCUAUUGCAAAGAAAGGACACUCUACUAAUAUAUUUGGAAGUUCACAAAUGGGUGCUACCAUAGUAGAUGCUUUGGAUACCCUUUAUAUCAUGGGACUCCAUGAUGAAUUCCGAGAUGGUCAAAAAUGGAUUGAAGACAGUCUUGAUUUUAGUGUGAAUUCAGAGGUGUCUGUGUUUGAAGUCAACAUUCGAUUUAUUGGAGGCCUACUCGCAGCAUAUUACCUUUCAGGAGAGGAGAUAUUCAAGAUUAAAGCAGUCCAAUUGGCUGAGAAGCUCCUUCCUGCCUUUAACACACCGACUGGGAUUCCCUGGGCAAUGGUGAAUCUGAAAAGUGGAGUCGGACGGAACUGGGGCUGGGCAUCUGCAGGUAGCAGCAUUCUUGCUGAAUUUGGAACACUGCAUAUGGAGUUUGUCCACCUUAGCUACUUGACAGGGGAUCCGGUUUACUACAAAAAGGUCAUGCACAUUCGGAGGCUACUUCAGAAAAUGGAUCGUCCAAAUGGUCUUUAUCCAAAUUAUUUGAACCCAAGAACAGGUCGCUGGGGUCAGUAUCAUACAUCAGUUGGUGGGCUGGGAGACAGUUUUUAUGAAUACUUACUGAAAGCAUGGUUGAUGUCAGAUAAAACAGACCUUGAGGCUAGAAACAUGUAUGAUGAUGCUAUUGAGGCUAUAGAAAAACAUCUUAUUAAGAAAUCCCGUGGAGGCCUUACCUUUAUUGGAGAAUGGAAGAAUGGGCACCUGGAAAAGAAGAUGGGACAUUUGGCCUGCUUUGCUGGGGGAAUGUUUGCACUUGGAGCAGAUGGUUCCAGGAACAAAGCUGGUCAUUAUUUAGAGCUAGGGGCAGAAAUUGCACGUACAUGCCACGAGUCAUAUGAUAGAACUGCAUUAAAGCUAGGCCCUGAAUCCUUCAAGUUCGAUGGUGCAGUAGAGGCGGUGGCAGUUCGGCAGGCUGAGAAGUAUUACAUCCUCCGUCCAGAAGUCAUCGAAACCUACUGGUACCUGUGGCGAUUCACUCACGAUCCAAGAUACAGGCAAUGGGGCUGGGAAGCAGCUCUGGCUAUUGAGAAGUAUUGCCGAGUCAGCGGUGGGUUCUCUGGGGUGAAGGAUGUUUAUUCCUCGACUCCUGCCCAUGACGAUGUGCAGCAGAGCUUCUUUCUCGCUGAAACGUUAAAGUAUUUGUAUCUGCUGUUCUCCGGGGAUGACCUUUUACCUUUAGACCACUGGGUGUUCAACACAGAGGCGCACCCUCUGCCCGUGUUGCAUUUAGCCAACACCACACUUUCAGGAAAUCCUGCUGUUCGAUGAAAGCAGCUCCAGAAAGACCAUUCUCACCUGUGUUUUGUUUACAUGGACCCUACAGAGGAGUCUGGAGAGGGGACUUCCGAAAACCUGAACCUCUACGUCAACAUGGCAGGGUGAAACAUGACUCGUUCCCACAGACUUUCAACUUGUAGAUAUCUCAACUUUGAAAUAAUUCCGUUUUAUACCUGACCAAAACAUACUCCGGUGUGUGUAGGAUGGAAACCUGGUCUGCUCUCAUUCUUAAUGAGAUGGUCACAUGAGAAAUGAGGCCAGUUACUCUCCGAUACUGUUUUUAGAGUCCAGGAACCUGGAGGCUUGACUUCCCAAGAAUAAGCCAGCGCGUGGAGCGUCUUCAGGAGUCCGAGAUGGCCUUGGCACCAGUUUCCAUUUGCCUCCUCCACAAGUGCAGCAGCUUUCAAAUCAAAUAUUUACACAUCGUUUAGCCCCAUUUCUCCAUUUUUAAUAAUGGAAUGAACUAAAAUCAACAAGAACCAAAAAACUGUAACUGGAUCAGCAGCAAGAAGACUCGGAAAAGAAACAGAAAUACUUACCCCUGUCUGAAUUUUCAAGUUCCCCGUUGGAUGACCAGACUGGCAACCAUUUCAAGUCCCAAUCCAUUCCAUUGAAAUUUCUUGGUUAAAUUUAAUUUUCUCUGGGGGUGUGAUCUUACAAAGAAUAUUCUUCAAGUCUUUGUCUCCAUAUGGAAUCAUUGAAGCUGUUUGUCAUGACCACUGCUUGUGAGCCUGGGCUGGGGAUUUGGUGCAUGUUGUUCAGUCUAGUGUUGGUAGCAUGACAAAAAGUGGAGGAAGUGCCAGUUUGUUGCCUUGAAACCUGUUCUAAGAGAAAGCGUUGGUUAUUUUUGGUAGGAGGCUAUUUUUCCAAACCAGCAAAUCUACCAAGUACAUUUUAACCUCAUUGUAAACUUAGUAGAAUCCCUCAACUUGCAACUUUAUUUAUGUGACUGGGCAAAAUGCAUUAUACUGUUAUGCAGCUCUGAAUUUCCUUGAUGAGCUAAAUUACUUUCACAGCUUAUUAAAUCAAAAACAAAAUACAUACAGUAAAAUGUCCUUAAGUAGUCUAUCUGAAAUGAGGACACGGGAUCCUUUAUUAUCUCAUCAGAUGACUGAGCUUUUCAAAAAUAUUCUUAUGUAAAAAUAAAUUUAACUUUUAUUUUCUCCAAGGAUAUUUAAAGGAACCCAAAGAGUGAACCAAAAUAGCUGCAAAGUAAUUUUUAGUGAUAAAAGUAAAAUGUAAUUUAUCAUAUUACAUUGAAUUUGGGAUAGAGCUAAAGGAUUUUCUCAUACCAUCAAUGGAUUUUGCAAAGAUAAUUCUUUUUAAAUAAAUUAUUUCUUUAUAUUUGGGGGAAGAACUUAAAUUUUAUCAAGAACUAUAUUGUAAGAUAAAUGUCUAAUGCUUAUGAAUUUUCUGUCCCUUGAAUUUAUGUCAUAGUGCAAGACACUUUUUCUUCUUUAUAUUUAAUACAAAUAGCUCCCAUUGAUAAUAAAAGUUGAGAGUAGUAUAAUUAGUCUAAUAUCUAGUCUGAAUUUGAAGAUUUCAUGAAACAAUGUGCAAGAAGCCCACCUUGAAAUUCUGAAGGCUUAUUCCCUUAUUUUGAUACUUCUUUUUAACCUUUCAUGGGCAUGUAGAUUUAAAUUGGGAAAAGAUUUACAAAUUCAUAUAAUUAAAUAUUUUCUAAGGGUAAUCAUCUUAUCCCACAAGUAAUCAGUCAGUCUUCACAUUUCAGCAAAUGAUCGAUAAUGAUAACCACUCCAAGUUUUUCAGUAUACAUAGAAAAUAAGGAUGUGGAGCCAGGUAUAUUAUUUAAGUCUUUAAGAGAGUUUGGUUUUAGCUCAUAUUUUGAAAUUGUAAUAUCUUUUACUACUUGAAAAUUAAGAUUUUAAAUGAGAAGGGUAGAUGCCUGUCACUUCAGAAGAGAAAGGGAAAGAAAGUAUUUGGUUCUAAAAAAUUAAAAACUUGAGUUGACAACGACCCAGAACAGCUGUGUAGAUGGCAAGGAACCCUUCCUUGUUUAGUUCAGAAGAAUUCAGAGUAAGAGGCCCUUCUGAGUUCCCCAGGAAGUUCUCAAAGAAUAAGACACAACCCUCACACCCGAAGGGCUCUGUUGACUGAGCGUAAAGAAGUGUACAAGCAAAGAAUCUGGGAGGGACAGUGGGAGGGUCUUCACCACUCCCCUGCCUUCCUUGUGAGCUUAUAGCGAUGCAUCCAGCUUUUCCUUCUGGAUACCAAAGGCGAUUAAAUUAAAGUCGGCUGCAAAUGACUUGCCAGUGUCAUGUUUGAUUUUUUUUAUGGAUUUUUAAAAUCAUUUCCUCUGAGAUCAAUCCUUAUGCCAUAUUCUGCUUAGUUUCCUAGAGUAUUCUUUAUUUCCUUCUGUCCUUGAUAGUCCUUUGCAUUUUGCAGGCCUAUUUCUGAGGUUAAAUAACUCAUUACAUGUAUAAAACCUUCUGCAAAGAGCCUAGAAAUCUCUUUACCAGGUGUCUCCUCAAAGAGUAGGCACCAAGGAAAAAAACAGAUGUUGGAAUACCCCUCUACGUUCUACCUUUAUUUCUUUUACAGUUUUAGAAUCACACCUUUUGUUCAAACCAAGGUAAAGUUGUUAAGGCCAAGAGAAUGUGGCCCUAACCAGUGGUCGGCAAACUGCGACUCGCGAGCCACAUGCGGCUCUUUGGCCCCUUGAGUGUGGCUCUUCCACAAAAUACCACGUGCGGGCGCACACGUACAGUGCGAUUGAAACUUCGUGGCCCAUGCGCAGAAGUCGGUAUUUUGUGGAAGAGCCCCACUCAAGGGGCCAAAGAGCCGCGUGUGGCUCGCGAGCCACGGUUUGCCGACCACUGCCCUAACCAAAAAGAAGACUCAGUGCAGAAAAGUCAGUCCCCAGGUAGAGGCUUCUUCCUUCCCGUGGGCAUAUGCUGUUUGGUGUCUCUGACACCAGCUCAUUCCUGUCUCUGAGCAGAUGUUGAUUUAUAACUGGGUACUGAGGGAAUGUGUUCCUUUUGUGGAAUGUUGACCCUUAUUUUCUGUGGUGUCAGCUAGGGCAAUCCAGGCCUUCGUUGGGUAGAUUUUAACCUAUCAGUUUGAAAUUUUGAUCAUCUCGUCGUUACUCUCCGUUGCCAAAGUCUUUGUCAAAACUACAAGUAUGCCAGUAAAUGACUGUGCUUGCCAUUCUUACGAGGCAGUGUCUGCUUAAGCCUGGAUUUCUCUGAGUGAAUGCAUGAGUGAGAGAGAGAAUGAUGUGUGCCAGCAGCAUGCGAGGCGCUUUCCAGCAUUAGAACACUUGUGGUUCCAGUGGCAUUCUCUGUAUGAGGAGUUCAUACCAUUUCAGAUGUUUCCCAGUAUGAAUCACGUUUCAAAAUGCUGCAUUUUAUAUUUCAUUGAAAUUAAGAGUAAAAGAAGUUGUUUAUAUUUUAAACAAUGUGUUACUAUAUAAUCCCAAUAGCUAUAAUUGUAGUUAAUAACUAACAUCUCUUGGAAAAUGUCAAAGAAAUAUUUGAUUUCUGAUGCAACUUGGACUAAAAUAUUUGGAAAUAAGUGCAAACAUUCUUAUUUUGCUAAAUCACUUUAAUUAGAUAAUUAAAAAUUAAUGUUUUCUAGAAAUGCUGGUUAUUUUCUAUUCAGAAAUCUUGGCACAUAAUUCAUGGGUAAAACUUGCGGUUGUGUAUUGUUUUUGCUCUGCUGUGUGUCCUACUAGUGGUUGUUCCAUGCUGUUAAAUAUAAAGAAAAAUAUACUAACCUAAUUCUAAGUUCCAAAUAAUAGUUCCCAGUAAUAGUAUUUUGAGUUCUUAUUUUUCCUUAGGUUUCUUUCCCCUCAAAUUGGCUAGCUCAUAUCUUAUCCACUUUUUACAUAAAUUUAUACAAAAAUACAUUUAUACAGAGAGAUUUUUAAUACUGUGUAUUAACUAAUAAACACAAUUGUUCAUUGGGUUUGGCUGCACAACUAAGCAGAAUAUUGGAAUAACCCAGAAUGCUCUGGAGAUAUUUUAAUGCACUUAUUCUGGUUCAAGAACAUUGGUGGUGGUGAUUUCCUGUUCCUUUGGCUCAUUUAGAUCAUGAUGGGGAUGUUCCUUUUGGCUAUGGCUCAGCAAGCUUUUCUGUAAAGGUCUAGACAAAUAUUUAUUUGUGAGCCAUCCAGUCUCUGUCUGUGCUACUCAAUUCUGCUGCUGAAACAGGAAAGCAGAUAUAGGCAGUAUGUAAAUGAAGGGGCAUAGCAGUAUUCCAAUAAAACUUUAUUUACAGAAAUGUGGAGGGCUAUGAUUUUGCCCACGGGUCACAGUUGUUAAUGUUGAUCCCAAAGUUUAAUUUGUGUAAGACCCUGCAAUAUUUGAUUGCAUCUUUUCUUUGUAUUUGAGUUCUGUAAUUCAUUUUUAAAGCGAAAAGAUGGGUGUGUGUAAGAUUGCAUGUAUUUGUGUCACCUAAAGCUAUAUAUUUUGUUGUCUUGAAAAUAGAUACGCUCCACUGGAGUCUGUUCAGGUUUCAGGAUGCAGCUAUCAUGAGGGAGGCACAUUUUUUGUCCCUGGGGUGUGCUGUCAGCCACCUACUGGCCUUGCCUUGUCAUUUAAUGCCACACUUACGGAGUCCCAGGUAAAACGAAGUGUUUCUGUGGUGUCGAGAUAGUAAUCCUCGCUAAAUUCUGCCUGCUCAUUGACCUUGGGCCCAAGACUCCGGAUUACUGGGGCUGCAGAAACCCCUCCGCUUGAGUGCUUCUAGUCCUCCAACUGUACGAUUGAAUCGCUGACCUUUGUGCUGCAGAAUCCGAUCUCGAAAAUUUUUCAGCAGCAGAAAAUGGGUUAUGUGCCGUUGGGCAGCCACUAUUGCCCUUUUAGACUGCAGAAGGGUCCUGCCCUGCUCGCUCUAGACCUGCCCACAUCUGAGAAGAAGUAGCCAAAGGUCAGCUCCCUUCCUCCUCCUCGGCGUAACUCUCCUGAAGCCCUUCACUAGUCCUUAGCAUUAUUUCAGAAUGUUGAUAUGCAUCAGAUUCAAAUUCAGGUACCUCUCAAUCUCAACAUUACACUUCAUGUUGAACAUUUUAAACUUUGCUUGAGCCCAGCAGAACUCAUGAGAUGACAGCACCAUAUUCCCCGUAGAUACAUUGCAAUGCACUGAUCAUCCUGAGCUAAUAGAUCUCUCACUAAGAAGUUUAUCAAACAUUUCACGAUUUUUGGAAAUUCUAGAGGAGGGGCAGCCUGUAGUCAGAGGGACAGGGAGCACACAUUGUAAAUGAGCUCCCUCUCUAGGUCCAACACACUAUGCAGGUCACUGCAGCUCAGUGUGAAAGUGAGUGAGAUGACAAACACAGAAACCCACACACGGAGGAUUCUAAGCCACUGCAAAUGUCUUGCAGCUAUUGGCGUACUGCAGAAUUGGACUGCAGAUUGCAUACCAGAUACUUCCAUGGAGACAAGCUCAGCUCGGGGAAAAUUAUUUUUUAGGAAAUUUAGAAGUUAGCUUUUGUUGGGUUAAUUAAAGUAUCCCCAGUUUUAAUUGCUGGAUUUGGAAGUUGAAAUGCCAUUGCUCAAUCCUGCUGGUCUCAAAUUCACUGAUAGAAUUUUUCUUAAACUAUUUAACUGGGGUAAGUGUAACCUCUUGAAUCAGUACCCACUGACCGCUCCUGAACUGAUUUCCAGUCAUGUCCUCUGUAUGUGAUUUUUAUAAAUUAAAGGUAAUAUUGUAUAUUAAAGAUAAAAUAAAGAUGUUCUUUAAGUGAA
Molecule: messenger RNA, 8370 nt
Organism: Myotis daubentonii (Daubenton's bat)
Lineage: Eukaryota; Metazoa; Chordata; Mammalia; Chiroptera; Vespertilionidae
Gene: MAN1A2
Product: mannosidase alpha class 1A member 2
Biological process (GO): mannose trimming involved in glycoprotein ERAD pathway; carbohydrate metabolic process
Cellular component (GO): endoplasmic reticulum; Golgi membrane; extracellular exosome
Molecular function (GO): calcium ion binding; mannosyl-oligosaccharide 1,2-alpha-mannosidase activity
Source: RefSeq, a predicted model, not a curated record